UUUGUUGAAUACGCUCAUUUAUGUCUGAUAAAGAAGAUACUAUUCAGUAUAUAGUUCAUGUGAUUCUGAGCUACUGCCCCUCGUACACAUUUGAUCACCAUGGAUAGAAUCUCCAUUUCAAGAGCUGCAGGAAUUCUUGUGGUCGCCUUGCUGUGCGGAACGGAAGUACGCCUUGCAACUGGAAUAACAAACACAGAUGGACCAACUACAACCCCUAUAUCAACCACAACUGGGCCAACCUCAACCCCUACACCAACAACAACUGGCCCCACGACAACUACGAAACCUACAACUACUAAACCUACAACUACCAUGACUACUGCAGCUGCAACCACAGUAAAUUCAACAACUGAGACUACAAUCGCCACAACAAGCAACAUGACAACUGCCAUAAGCAACAUGACAACAACCAUAAGCAACAUGACAACUGUCCUAAGCAACAUGACAACAAUCAUAAGCAACAUGACUACCACUACAAGCAUGACUACGCCAUCGGGUGGAACAACCUCGGCCCCAAAAGCUCAAUGGCAGGUGAAGGAUGAGGAUGGCAAGCUGUGUAUACUCAUGAACUUCAGUGGGACAAUAACUCUGGUGACUCGAAGCUACACUAUGAAGAUUCCAUCAGAUGCUCACGUAUCAGGAAAUUGCAGCUCACCUUCCCAUUCAGCAUUCUUUCUGUACUUUUCUGAAGGAUCUGGGCUUUCUAUACAAUAUUGGCGUUUUGGUCUGACCUUCGUCAUAAGAGGGAGCUCUUUCGAGCUUCAAAAGGUGGAAGCCUCGUGGUCUACCUUCUCCUCGGCACUGUCAUCUUCUUCGUCGGGGAAAUUUUUUGACGUGCCCGUCGGAAGCUAUUACAACUGCACCGAGUUCAACGUCAGACUGUCAUUAUUCCAGCUCAACCUCACCAAGCCUUCGUUCCAGCCGUUCGUCAAAAAGACCAAGGGAGGAGAUAUGGGAGAUGCCUACCAAUGUCGGCCUCCAUCUGCAGACUCCGCGGAUCUCGCCCUCAUCAUCGGGAUCGCCGUCGGUGUCGUCGUGGUGAUCAUCGCAGCAAUCGUGGUUACAGUCUACUUGGUGAAAAAAGGAAAGAGUCCAUCUGCCAGAGGUUACAGUAAAGAGCCCUGAUCUGACCUUUGACCUCUGACUGCGAUGCAAUGAGACUAUGAAUUCACCGUAUGCAAGCAACAUACAUUUAGACAUAACUUUGUAUCGA
Molecule: messenger RNA, 1213 nt
Organism: Lytechinus variegatus (green sea urchin)
Lineage: Eukaryota; Metazoa; Echinodermata; Echinoidea; Temnopleuroida; Toxopneustidae
Product: A-agglutinin anchorage subunit-like
Exons: 6
Coding region: 100-1125 (341 amino acids)
Cellular component (GO): membrane
Source: RefSeq, a predicted model, not a curated record